UGAAGACUAACAUUCAAAAAGAGGCAAAGAAAGAAGGAGAGAAGAAGAGAGCGGAGGAGAGCGGUCUGCUUCGUCUGGGUGUUUCAAGUCUGGACAUGGGCAUGGAGUUUGGCCUGGGAUACGACUAAGGAGAGGACCCAGGAUGGACAACUGAGAAAGAUAAACAGACACACACAAACACACACACACACACGCAGGCUCUGGGGAAGCCGUCUUCUUCCUUCGAGGGGCACCUCCCCUGAGUACAAAAUCAAACAGCAAGGUUGCUUCUCUUUGCACACCCCCGCACACACAAACACACACACACACACAGACCACCUUGCACCCACACACAGCGGUACUCUGCGCCCUGCACUCCUUAGUGAAGUAGGGCUAGCGUGAGCUGGAGGAGAUAAAUGGAGCACAGUGGCCGUGUGCCUGGAGGAAAGAUGGCAGAGCCCAGCUCCAAGAAGCAAGGAUUUAAAAAGUGCCGGAGCGCCACGUUCAGCAUCGACGGCUUCAGCUUCACUAUUGGUGAGCAGAAGGUGGCCAAUGAGGCUGGACAGAGCAGCAGCCCACGGCCCCGGAGCCGAUUUGCACGCUCAAAGUCCCAGAAUGCAUUGUGGAAUGCCAUUACGGCUGGCAUCGGCAUCAAGGACAAAGACAAGAGGGGCAUCCUCAUCGACCCUCGCAGUCCUGAGGAGAUCCUGGCUGACGAACUGCCCACUGUGGAUUCACCAGACGCCAUGGAAAAGACCGCCAUCAGAAGCCAGAGAUCAUCUUCACUGUGGGAAGGUGAGCUGUCCUACUGA
Messenger RNA from Alosa sapidissima (American shad), 791 nucleotides. RefSeq names its product calcium/calmodulin-dependent 3',5'-cyclic nucleotide phosphodiesterase 1C-like. The transcript has 4 exons. Bases 396 to 791 code for a protein of 131 amino acids. Lineage: Eukaryota; Metazoa; Chordata; Actinopteri; Clupeiformes; Clupeidae. The record is from RefSeq and is a predicted model, not a curated record.